Messenger RNA from Aedes aegypti (yellow fever mosquito), 1863 nucleotides. RefSeq lists its product as uncharacterized. Bases 1 to 1758 code for a protein of 585 amino acids. The transcript has 6 exons. The record is from RefSeq and is a predicted model, not a curated record. Lineage: Eukaryota; Metazoa; Arthropoda; Insecta; Diptera; Culicidae.
AUGGUGGUGGUGGAAGCUAGUGCGAUCGAAGCUGCAAAUGCUAAGCGCUACCGGGAAGAGUUGAAAAAUGGAAACAAUUUUGAAGAGAGGGCUGGAUCAACUAAAACUUUUAGGAAGCUAGAGAAACAGAAAGAUUUUGAAGAGAAGAGCGUAGAAGAAGCCGAAGAACAUGAACAUUAUGGAAUAAAUCCCACACUGGAAGCAGCUUUCAACAAUACUUUUGGAUAUAGAACGUACGACCUACAGAGUAACGUGAAAAAUGAUAUUGAAGCUGAAGCCGAUAAUAGAUUAUCAAGCCACGAACAAGAUAUGCUAGGUAUCAGACGAACGGUGCCCGGCUGGAAUGGAGAACCGGCGCGCAGGGUAUCCGAUAAUGGUAACAAGGAUCAUCAAAACAACAACAAAACCGAUGAGACCGAUGAUUACGAGUAUAAAAUUGCAAAUCAGGACGGCCCGUUGAUGCCAUCGUUGAUGUCGUCCGAAAAAGCAGAUUCAACGGAAAUCAAUGACAUGGUGGCUGCCCAUGGGCAAAGGUUUACCGGUGAAAGCACGGUUAUUGAAAAGAAGUCAACUUUGGGGUGGCUGAAAAGAAAAUUAUUUUCUAUUGAGGGGGACUCGGUAGCAGAUGAUAGAGAUGACGCCGACUCUGAUUACAAAGCUGAUAAGAGGAGGAAGGUGGGUUACGCUGGCGAGUUCACCCGUAGAAGAGGUCAUUAUCGUGAUGAAGACGAUGAUUACCCAAACAAACGUGGAGUUCCGGCCGGUGAUGAUUACUAUCAUCAGUCCGACAAUUCGCAUGCGGAUGUUUCAAAGCGGUCGAAUCGAUAUGCGGCGGAUAUGGGUGACACUGCUACUUACUGGAAUAAUGCUAACCGCAAGCGUGAAAGUGUUCAGGAAGAGCAGGGACGUGUCGACAGCCGGAAUAGUGAUAAGGCCAUCAAUAGAAGACGGAAAAGUGCUAAGCCAGUAGGAAGUGAAAUGCCGACCAGUGAUAGCACUUCUAAUAAACAGGAAACGCCCCCAGAUCAACAAACAGUUUAUCGACAACAAUACGAUGAUUCAGAUCAGAUGCAGGGUACAACGCCUUGUGAUUGUGCUGCCAAAUGUGCUACCGAAGAAAGCAUUGACACAAGUUCUGAAGAACCAGAAACCACCGAUUCUGACAAUGGUACUGAAAACGAAACCACGGAAAAAGCGGAAGAAGAAGGCGAUGAAGAAGACGAAAUAGAAGAAGAAAAAGAAGAGCCAGUAACGGAAGAAAACGUUGAAGAAUCAUCCUCACAAACCACACAAAAUGAGUUGGAUCAUCAAAAAGAAGUUUAUAUUGAUCUUAGAAUUGGAAUCAAAUCAGUUGGAAAUCAAAGCUCUUCCACUGAAGAUGAACCCAUUGAAUUUCAUAAGAAAAUUGUGGUGAAACGUGAAGAAUUUGAAAAUGACAAGAGUUCAACAUUCACCUCUUCGUUAGCACCAGAGUCCAAGUUUCCUGUAGAUUUGGUCAAAGCCAUCUAUCAAUUAGUGGACAAGGAUGACAGCCUUCGGAAGCACGUGGCACCACGUCUGCCGGAUCGAACCAAGUUGUUGUCCAAGCUGGAGCAGCCCGGCCACAAGCAAAAGAUUAAUGACCGUCAACUGGAGAGCACCCGUGGAGGCAGUAGUGAUUCGAAGGCAUUGGCAAAAAUUGAGGACAAUGCCUCCAGCAAUAAAGCACUGGCAAGUGUGAUCGAAGCCAUCGGAGAAUUGAUUCGAAAACGGACAUGAGCACUGACUGAUAAUGAUUGAAGCUUUUGAAUUUAACUGCUUUUUUUAUUCUUGAUAGUUAACUGAAUUAUUUUUGUAUGAUAAAUAUUAGAAAUCUCAAUCUGA